GACAUUGCUUGCACCGGCAGACGCGACAAGCAAUUGAGAAAACGCGUCCCCCCAAAGUUUGUUCUGCCCACCACUCCCCACUGCCACUCGCUAACCACCUACUCGAGCACUCCUCCCUAUCCACUCACCUCCGCCCCCCAGACUCUCCUUCAUCUGUGCCCAAUCUUUGAUCAUGGCUUCCUUCUUUGACAUAGCGGGUCACAGAGCUGCUGCCGCCGCCGCACAGAAUGCGGCCGUCCCUUCAACGAGAGCAAAAGAUCCUAAUAGGCCGGUUCCUUGGGUUGAAAAAUAGUGGGCCCCCUGCUUUGGCCAUUCUUUCUGAUUCAAGUCGAUUGACAAUAUUCAAUUAUUGCGCAGCCGUCCCAAAAACCUUGAUGAUGUCUCUGCUCAAGACCACACUAUCUCUGUCCUCAAGCGCACUCUACAAUCCUCCAAUGUCUGUUCAUCUGAAAUACUUGAUAUGGUAUUCAAUUAGCUGACCGUCGGAAUAAAUAGCUUCCCCACAUGCUCUUUUACGGCCCCCCAGGUACCGGGAAAACCUCCACAGUCCUCGCUCUGGCAAAAGAGCUCUAUGGGUGGGAACCCCUUCCAUCAUUUCACACGUUAUAAGUCUUCUAACAGCAUCUCCCCCUCCCAGGCCCGAACUGAUGAAGAGCCGAGUCCUCGAACUCAACGCCUCCGACGAGCGCGGUAUCUCCAUUGUCCGUGAGAAGGUCAAAAACUUUGCCCGGAUCACCGUUUCCACCGCCAAUUCCACCCAGUCCUCCAACUAUCCAUGUCCCCCUUACAAAAUCAUCAUCCUGGACGAAGCCGACUCAAUGACCCAGGAUGCCCAAUCCGCCCUCAGACGAACCAUGGAGACGUACAGCAAGAUCACCAGAUUCUGCCUGAUCUGCAAUUAUGUUACUAGAAUCAUUGAUCCGCUUGCCUCGAGAUGCUCCAAGUUCCGAUUCAAGCCGCUGGAUGAGGAGAAUGCGAAGUUGAGACUAGAGGAAAUUGCCAGGACGGAGAACGUGGAGUAUGAAGAUGGGGUCAUUGACGCGCUGAACAAGGUUUCCGAAGGGGAUUUAAGGAAGGCCAUCACCUACUUGCAGUCUGCGGCUAGACUGCAUAAUCCGAUCAUUCAGCCUAAACCUAAGAAGGUUGACGAUGAGGGAGAUGAGGAGAUGGAGUGUGAGGAGGACGAUGACGAUGAGGACGACUCCAAACUUGCCCUGGACAGCAAGAAGAUCACCGUCAAGUCCAUCCAAGAAAUUGCAGGAGUAAUACCCGGCCAGACAAUCGACAACCUACUAGAAGCAUGCAAGCCCAAGAAGGGAAAAAGCACAUACCCUGAGAUCUCAAGGCUAGUUCAGGACAUUGUCGCAGAUGGCUGGAGCGCCGGGCAGGUAGUUUUGCAGGUAUUAUUAUAUUCCCGAUCUCCCCAAUGGGACGAAGUGAAGCUAACAGCGCUUUGAAGUUAUACAACAAGCUCGUAUUUGACGACGUAGUCACCGCCGUGCAGAAGAACGAUAUUGUCCUCAUAUUCUCUGAGGUGGAUAAGCGUUUGGUGGAUGGGUCCGACGAGCACUUGCAGGUCUUGGAUCUUGCAUUGAGGAUCUCAGAGGUAUUAGCUAAGGGUUAGCCAGCUUUAUAGUUAGACAGACUCAACGGAAUUUGGUGGGGUUUGCUGUGAUAUAGGUUUUUACGAUUGCAAUUUAGAGAUGUGGUGGCUACCUUGUCUACGAGAUAAUAAGCAUGGCUAUGAAUUUUCUGCUUUUUCUGCUCACCCUUUUGGGGCGGCGAUUUGGGGACAGUGUGACGCGCUGUGGGUCCUCAGCAUAAGGAUUAUUUGGGACUUUUUUUUUUUCCUUCUCUCAAAAAUAAAUUCAUGAUUGCUCCGC
Tuber aestivum (summer truffle) is the source of this 1883-nucleotide messenger RNA. The record is from the annotation of a GenBank genome assembly. NCBI's taxonomy places the organism in Eukaryota, Fungi, Ascomycota, Pezizomycetes, Pezizales, Tuberaceae.